Messenger RNA from Gopherus flavomarginatus (Mexican gopher tortoise), 1674 nucleotides. RefSeq lists its product as uncharacterized. Bases 1 to 1674 code for a protein of 557 amino acids. NCBI's taxonomy places the organism in Eukaryota, Metazoa, Chordata, Testudines, Testudinidae. The record is from RefSeq and is a predicted model, not a curated record. The transcript has a single exon.
AUGUUCCCCUCCCGGGCUCCGCCGCCGCCGAGCAUUUACCUGCAUCCCCCUCCCCAGCUCCAGCGCCACCAAGCGUCUAUGCCAUGUUCCCCUCCCCGGCUCCAACACCGCCGAGCAUUUACCUGCGUCCCCCUGCCCAGCUCCAACGCCACCAAGCGUCUAUGCCAUGUUCCCCUCCCCGGCUCCGACGCCGCCAAGCAUUUACCUGCAUCCCCCUGCCCAGCUCUGACGCCGCCGAGCAUCUACGCCAUGUUCCCCUCCCGGGCUCCGCCGCCGCCGAGCAUUUACCUGCAUCCCCCUCCCCAGCUCCAACGCCACCAAGCGUCUAUGCCAUGUUCCCCUCCCCGGCUCCGACGCCGCCGAGCGUUUACCUGCGUCCCCCUCCCCAGCUCCAGCGCCACCAAGCGUCUAUGCCAUGUUCCCCUCCCCGGCUCCAACACCGCCGAGCGUUUACCUGCGUCCCCCUCCCCAGCUCCAACGCCACCAAGCGUCUAUGCCAUGUUCCCCUCCCCGGCUCCAACGCCGCCGAGCGUUUACCUGCGUCCCCCUGCCCAGCUCCAACGCCACCAAGCGUCUAUGCCAUGUUCCCCUCCCCGGCUCCAACGCCGCCGAGCGUUUACCUGCGUCCCCCUCCCCAGCUCCAACGCCACCAAGCGUCUAUGCCAUGUUCCCCUCCCCGGCUCCAACGCCGCCGAGCGUUUACCUGCGUCCCCCUGCCCAGCUCCGACGCCCGCCGAGCGUUUACCUGCAUCCCCCUCCCCAGCUCUGACGCCACCGAGCAUCUACGCCAUGUUCCCCUCCCCAGCUCCAACGCCGCCGAGCAUUUACCUGCGUCCCCCUGCCCAGCUCCAACGCCGCCGAGCGUCUAUGCCAUGUUCCCCUCCCCAGCUCCGACGCCACCGAGCAUCUACGCCAUGUUCCCCUCCCCGGCUCCGAUGCUGCGGAGCGUUUACCUGCAUCCCCCUCCCCAGCUCCGACGCCGCCAAGCGUCUACACCAUGUUCCCCUCCCCGGCUCCAACGCCGCCGAGCGUUUACCUGCGUCCCCCUCCCCAGCUCCGACGCCACGGAGCGUUUACCCCAUGUUCCCUGACCCGGCUCCGACACCAUGGAGCAUUUACCCCACAUUCCCUGACCCGGCUCCGACACCAUGGAGCGUUUACCCCACGUUCCCUGACCUGGCUCCGACUCCGCGGAGCAUUUACCCCACCUUCCCUGACCUGGCUCCGAUGCCGCGGAGCGUUUACCCCACGUGCCCCUCCCCUGCUCCGACACUGUGGAGCAUUUACUCCAUGUUCCCUGACCUGGCUCCGACUCCGCGGAGCAUUUACCCCACGUUCUCUGACCUGGCUCCGAUGCCGCGGAGCGUUUACCCCACGUGCCCCUCCCCUGCUCUGACGCUGUGGAGCGUUUACCCCACUUUCCCUGACCCAGCUCUGAUGCCGUGGAGCGUUUACCCCGCGUGCCCUGAACUGGCUCCGAUGCCACGGAGCGUUUACCCCACGUCCCCCUCCCCGGCUCUGACACCAUGGAGCGUUUACCCCAUGUGCCCUGAUCCGGCUCUAACGCCGCAGAGCGUUUACCCGGUGUGCCCUGACCCGGCUCUGACACCACGGAGUGUUUACCCCACUCUCCCGGACCUGGCUCCGAUGCCCCUCACCCCUCCUGACUGGUAG